ACAGAAAUAACAUUUCCAACUUUCUCAUAUCUCUCUCUCUGGUGGAAAUAAUAUCACAAACACUCCCUUCUAGCAAAUACGAGACUAUGGCAAAGUGAUCAUUAAUAAAGAAAGAAGAAAAUGAAAUAACAUUUCCAACUUUCUCAUCUCUCUGGUGGAAAUAAUAUCACAAACACUCCCUUCUAGCAAAUACGAGACGUACGUCAAAGUGAUCAUUAAUAAAGAAGAAAGAAGAAAAUGGUAGUAACUACUAUGCUGAACUACUACUUGUCUGUUAUCAUAAUUAUUGGAUCGUUGUUAAUGGCAAGAUCGUCAACAGUACUAGCUAUAGUUGCGAAACCUGGUUGUCCAGAAAAGUGUGGAGAUGUAACUAUUCCAUUCCCUUUCGGAAUUGGGUCAUCAUCAUCCAACAAUUGUUUUCUUAACAAAUGGUUCGAAAUCUCCUGCCGCAACUCUACUACGCCUUUCCUCGAUCAAACUCAACUACAGGUACUUAACAUUUCGUUAUAUGACAAACGGGUUCAGGUGAGAAGCCCCAUCAGUUUCUUCAACUGUGCAAAUAAGACAAGCAAAAGAUCAGCAAAUUUAACAGGAAGCCCCUUCUACUAUUCUUUUUACAAUCAGUUCAUUGCAAUAAGUUGUGGUGCUUUUGCCAAGUUGGAAAUAAGGAGUGGUAAGGAGGUCUACCAAAAUGGGUGCACAAGCAGCAGCUCCACCUGCUCAUCAUCAUUCAGUAGUAGUAAUAAUAUUGAUUUUAGUAAUUGCGACGAUGGCAUUAAAUGUUGUCGUACUUCUUUCAAAGGUGGUGACAACUUCAAAAUCUCUAUGGAUAAUGAUUCUAGUACGACUCUUGCAACAAAUCAUGAUAACGAAUAUUGCAAAUAUGCGUUCGUGAUUGAUCCUAACUACAAAACAUCCCAUGAUGAUGAUGAUCUGGAUUAUUAUGUUCCUGUCCGACUAAGUUGGAACAUUAACAGUAAGUAUUUCGACAUAUUUAAAACACAUGUUAUGCCAACCACAUCUAGCAGCUUCGAAUGCGACAACUAUGAUGGUGUUGCUUUAAAUUCCUCUCUAGAUCGGAUAUCCAGAUGUGUCUGCCAUCACGGAUUUCGAGGGAGUGCGUCCAUUCAGGACGGGUGUCAAGAUAUUAAUGAAUGCAUUGAGGGAACAGUGUUGUGCCCUGGAGGCUCUACUUGCGUGAACACUGUCGGGGGCUAUCACUGUAGUUAUAAACGCAAGACCAUCUUUAUAGGUGUGGGGAGUACAUGGAUACUAUACAUAUUCAUAAAGAAAAGAAAAGAAAUUAAACGCAAGAAAGCAUUUUUCAAACGAAAUGGUGGCCUUUUGUUGGAACAACAGAUACACUCAAGUGAAAACAAUGUCGAGCAAACGAAGUUGUUCAAGUCAAAAGAGUUAGAGAAGGCAACUGAUAAUUUCAAUAUAGACAGAGUUUUUGGGCAAGGAGGCCAAGGCACUGUGUACAAAGGAAUGUUGAAAGAUGGAAAGAUUGUUGCUGUAAAGAAGUCUAAAAUAAUUGAUGAAGCCAAACUCUCUGAAUUCAUCAAUGAAGUUGUCAUUCUUACACAAAUCAAACAUAGAAAUGUUGUCAGGCUAUUGGGAUGUUGUCUGGAGACAGAUGUUCCACUUCUAGUUUAUGAAUUCAUCCCAAACGGAACACUUUCUGAGUAUAUUCAUGACAAAAAUGCAGAGUUUCCUUUCACAUGGAACAUGAGAUUACGAAUUGCAACUGAAGUUGCAGGAGCUCUUUCAUACUUACACUCAGCAGCUUCUUUUCCAAUUUAUCAUCGAGAUGUCAAGUCUACGAACAUACUCCUUGAUGAAAAACUCACAGCAAAAGUUGCAGACUUUGGUACAUCAAGAACUAUCUCCUUAGAGCAAACUCACCUGACCACUUUAGUUUAUGGCACAUUUGGCUAUCUAGAUCCAGAAUACUUUCAGUCUAACCAAUUCACAGAUAAGAGUGAUGUUUAUAGUUUUGGAGUGGUUCUUGUCGAGCUCUUGACCGGACAAAAAGCAAUAUCUGCAACAAGGUCAGAGGAGGAAGGAAGAAGUUUGGCAACAUAUUUCAUGAUGACAAUGGAGGAAAAGAGCAGUAGUUUGUUCGACAUUCUUGAUGGUCAAGUUCUCAAAGAUGCGCCAAAAGAAGAGAUCUUAAUUGUUGUUGAUCUUGCAAAGAGAUGCUUACAUUUGAAUGGAAGGAAUCGACCUACCAUGAAAGAAGUAGCAAAGGAGCUAGAGAGGAUUCAAGGCAUUGAUAAUAAAGAUUCCAAUGGUAUUCAACAUAAUUAUGAAGAUUUAGCAUAUGCACAACCUGAAAUUGCAGACUACUCUUGGAAUGUUUCCACAUCGUCAAUAGGGUUAACUUUUGAUAGUGCUGCUACUAGCUUCUCGUUGCAUCAAGAAUUACCAUUGUUGUAAGGGUGAACAAAUAGUAAUAUCCUUUUUGUACGUAGAACUCUUCACUUAUUUUUUUCUAUCUCGAAUUUAGAGAUCAAUUAUACAUUGUGGUUUACUUUAUUGGAUAAUAUUGUUAACUUUGGUUUCAUCUGGUUGUAUAAGCAUUCAAUGCUUGGUACUUUUACUAUGUAAUAUAAUAUAGUAGUAUUCGUGUUUUUGUAUU
This is a messenger RNA of Humulus lupulus (European hop), 2641 nucleotides long. Its product is annotated as wall-associated receptor kinase-like 10. Gene Ontology annotation, molecular function: polysaccharide binding; ATP binding; protein serine/threonine kinase activity. Gene Ontology annotation, cellular component: plasma membrane. The record is from RefSeq and is a predicted model, not a curated record. Bases 238 to 2439 code for a protein of 733 amino acids. NCBI's taxonomy places the organism in Eukaryota, Viridiplantae, Streptophyta, Magnoliopsida, Rosales, Cannabaceae. Gene Ontology annotation, biological process: protein phosphorylation; cell surface receptor signaling pathway. The transcript is spliced from 6 exons.